GCGCUAGGACCCGGCGGGCAGGGGCUGCGGCGGGGCCUGGGCGGCCUGCGAUGCGCAGACCCCGGCUCUAGGCUCCGGGCGCCAUGUGAGGGGGCUCGGGGGCCGCGGGCGCCAAGCGCUCACUGGGGGAGAUGAGGAAACUGAGGCUCAGAGAGGUCACAUGGCUUGCCCGAGGCCCCCCAGCCAGUAAGUGGUGAAACCGGGAUUCGCACUGGCACCUGAGAUGAUGUACUGACCAUGGCCUUCUCAGAGCAGGACUGUGACGGGGCAGACCAGGGGGACAGUGGUCCUGGCUGAGGGCACUGCUCAAGCAAAGGUGGGGAAACUGAGGUCUGGUCUCAUACUGCCGGAUGUUGUUUGGGGAGCGAGGAGCAGAGCUGGGCUUGUUGCCUCCCAACCAGGGUCUCUGGGGUCAGCGCAGGAAGGAAGCAACAGUCCCAGACUACAUUGUCUGGUGCGAACCCACUCCCCCACCCCCUGGUCUACCUGCGGGACGUUGGCCCCCACCCCUCAGCAGACGCCGGAGAGAGAUGAGUAGCAACAAAGAGCAGCGGUCGGCAGUGUUCGUGAUCCUCUUUGCCCUCAUCACCAUCCUCAUCCUCUACAGCUCCAACAGUGCCAAUGAGGUCUUCCAUUAUGGCUCCCUGCAGGGCCGCAUCCACCAGCCCGUCAAUCUCAAGAAGUGGAGUAUCACUAAUGGCUACGUUCCCAUUCUCGGCAACAAGACGCUGCCCUCCCGGUGCCACCAGUGUGUGAUUGUCACCAGCUCCAGCCACCUGCUGGGCACCAAGCUGGGCCCCGAGAUCGAGCAGGCCGAGUGCACCAUCCGUAUGAAUGACGCACCCACCACCAGCUACUCAGCUGAUGUGGGCAACAAGACCACCUUCCGGGUGGUAGCCCACUCCAGUGUGUUCCGUGUGCUGCGGAGGCCCCAGGAGUUCAUCAACCGGACCCCUGAAACCGUGUUCAUCUUUUGGGGCCCCCCGAGCAAGAUGCAGAAGCCCCAGGGCAGCCUCGUGCGUGUCAUCCAGCGGGCAGGCCUGGUAUUCCCCAACAUGGAGGCCUACGCCGUCUCUCCCACCCGUAUGCGCCAAUUUGACGACCUCUUCCGGGGUGAGACAGGCAAGGACAGGGAAAAGUCCCAUUCCUGGCUGAGCACAGGCUGGUUUACCAUGGUGAUUGCAGUGGAGUUGUGUGACCACGUGCACGUCUAUGGCAUGGUCCCCCCUGACUACUGCAGCCAGCGGCCCCGCGGGCAGCGCAUGCCCUACCACUACUAUGAGCCCAAGGGGCCAGACGAGUGUGUCACCUACAUCCAGAAUGAGCACAGCCGCAAAGGCAACCACCAUCGCUUCAUCACCGAGAAGAGGGUCUUCUCGUCCUGGGCCCAGCUGUACAGUAUCACCUUUUCCCACCCUUCCUGGACCUAGGCCACCCUGCCUGUGGGAACCUCAUAGGGGACACAGGAGUGGCUCACAGCCCAGCCGCUCCACCACGGAGCACCCCCUGGCCCAUCAAGGCCUGCGGGAGUGUCUCCAGGCCAAUCAGGGCCAAAGAGGGCUUGUCCUUCA
Molecule: messenger RNA, 1571 nt
Organism: Choloepus didactylus (southern two-toed sloth)
Lineage: Eukaryota; Metazoa; Chordata; Mammalia; Pilosa; Megalonychidae
Gene: ST6GALNAC6
Product: ST6 N-acetylgalactosaminide alpha-2,6-sialyltransferase 6
Biological process (GO): oligosaccharide metabolic process; ganglioside biosynthetic process
Molecular function (GO): alpha-N-acetylgalactosaminide alpha-2,6-sialyltransferase activity
Source: RefSeq, a predicted model, not a curated record